AUGAUUGUAGUUCCUGAUGAAAUGUUUGAUUCAACUAAUUAUGAUACAAUUGAUACAGUUGAACGUGAAGCCGAAGAAGAAAUAGGUCUUAAACUAGAACACUAUUCAACACUUGGUUGUUUACCACUAAUAACUGAUUCUCAAGCUGUUAUGAUAACAUCUGUUGUUGCUUUACUUCAUUCACCAAAAUUUGUUAAUUUUCAUUUAAUAUUUGAUGAAAUAAAAGAUGCAUUUUAUCUUGAUCGUAAAUAA
Messenger RNA from Rotaria sp. Silwood1, 252 nucleotides. The record is from the annotation of a GenBank genome assembly. NCBI's taxonomy places the organism in Eukaryota, Metazoa, Rotifera, Eurotatoria, Philodinida, Philodinidae.